This is a messenger RNA of Spathaspora passalidarum NRRL Y-27907, 1044 nucleotides long. RefSeq names its product metallophosphoesterase family protein. NCBI's taxonomy places the organism in Eukaryota, Fungi, Ascomycota, Pichiomycetes, Serinales, Debaryomycetaceae. Gene Ontology annotation, cellular component: cytoplasm. The annotation marks the transcript as partial. The record is from RefSeq and is a predicted model, not a curated record. The transcript has a single exon. Gene Ontology annotation, molecular function: phosphoprotein phosphatase activity.
AAUAUCAGUUCUCAAGACCGAUUCAAAAUUAUGCAAUUAUCCGACUUACAUUUUGGUCAAGAUUUGGGUAGAUGUACCCCUGACGAGAACGGAAAAUGUACUCUGGAAGCUCGAUCUCUGGAUUUGCGUACUCUUAAGUUUAUUGAUGAGUCCAUAAUUGAAGAAAAACCAGAUUUAGUGGUUAUAACUGGAGACUUGUUCGAUAUCUCAAGAUCUAUAGAUUAUAAAUCAGUUAUUUUGAAGUCACUACAGCCAAUUCUCAAUCACAACCUCAAGUUUUUGUUCACGUUUGGUGAUGAUAUCACUGCCGACCACUACCAAAACUACAAGGACAUUAAAGCUUCCAUUAUACGCUUUAUUUCUACCUUACCCAACUGUCUCAAUUCCUAUGACAAUAAAGGCAACCAUUUGCAUGGAGUCACCAACCAGAAUCUCAUGCUAAGGUAUGAACCAACCAACCAACCAGUAAACCCACCACGUCAGCAAAUAUUGAUUUCAAUUCUCGAUUCAGAAAAUCAGCGUAUAGAAGACUCACAAAUAAACUACCUCUACAGGAUGAACAACAACCACAAAGCAAAAGGAAUGACAACAUAUAAACUCCUUUUUUUCCAUUACCCCAUCCCACAAUACCGUCCAAAGGGUCAAUUCAAACUUGUCGGUUCUUAUCAUGAAAAACAUCCAUUGAAAGAGAACAAUUCCAAGUUUAUUGACGAUGCUUUAACUUGUGGAUACCUGGUGAUUAGCGUUGGGCAUGAACACGAAAAUGAUGCUUGUAUAUUAGGUGAACGGAAAGAUUUGGGUUCAAUUUGGUUAUGUUAUAAUGGGAUAACUGGUGAUUCGGGUGUUACUAAGGAUAACUCAUACCAAAGGAAAAUGAGAAUAUUUGAAGUGGAUUUCCUCAAGGAAAGAUUGAUAAGUUGGAAGAGAGGUGAGGUUGAGAAGAAACCAUUCGAUCAUCAAUUAAUAUUUCAAAACAACAAGGUUUCUACUUAAAUAUAUAUAACAAUUUAAUAUGACUAUGUAUUAAUAUAUGUAAAUAUGAUU